CUCUCUUCAGUUUUCUAUCACUACUUGUACUUUUGCUCCUUCUUUCCCUUACAUAGUGCUCUCUCAAACCACUCCAGCUAAGACCUCAAAUAAGAUCCCACUCUAUAAACGCAUAUAGACAGAGUGUGAAGACCCCCAACAAAUACAUAAUUUCUGAGCUAGACGUAUAUAGGGAAGAUACCAACAAAGCAUAUAUAUCCUUUCUUAGCUACAAAGGUAGCGAGUGAAGCAAAUAUAUAGAUCAUCAACAUGGCUGUUGAAGCUGGCCAUCUCAACCUCUUCCACCCUCAACUCAUAGGCAACUGCAACUGGGAAAUGAUGAACCCCAUUGAGUCAAGCAUCAAUCUUUACAACAAUCAGGUGAUAGGUAAUAAUUGUUCACAGCUGCCACUAUCUGGAACCACCACAGCCACAGGGGAGACUCUGUUACCACCGCCAUAUCUAGCAGUAGCAGAUUCUUUUCAUCAGAAAACCGCCGUGAAAUCUGAUAGCUGUCUCACCUACAAUCUUCACUUUCCAAGUAAGCGUUCAAGGGAAAAUUCAAAUUCAACUAACAUCUAUUCCCUCCCAACCACUCAACCUCACAAGAGUUUCAAUUCCUUCUCAUUUCUGGGCCAAGAUAUUACUCUUCAGGUUCAACAACAGCAACUUGACGUUGACAAUCUCAUUGUACAAAACAUGGAAAAGGUGAGAAUGGAGAUACACGAAAAGCGAAAGAGGCAAGCGAAGAGGAUCAUGGAGGCAAUAGAAUUUACCGUUAUGAAGAAGCUGAAGGCGAAAGAGGAUGAGAUAGAGAAGAUUGAGAAACUGAAUUGGGCUUUGGAAGAAAGGGUAAAGUCACUUUGCAUGGAGAAUCAAAUAUGGCGUGACUUGGCACAAACCAACGAAGCCACCGCCAAUGCUUUACGCUCCAACCUCGAGCAAUUGCUGGCGCAACGAGGCGGAAGCUCCGUCGUUGACGGCGGCACCACCGUGCCCUAUGCUGGAGCGGCAGUGAUGGACGAUGCACAAUCCUAUUGUGGCAGCACAGACAGUGAUCAUCAUGAAGAUGGUUACGAGAGUAAUAAUGUGAAAGGGUGGCGCACGUUAGCAGUGUGCGCGGGUGCGAAGGAUAAGGAUGAAGGGGAAGAAGUUGGUGGGGGUGUUGGCUAUAGCAUUGGCAACAGCAGUAGGAGCAGCAGCAGCAGAUUGUGCAGGAACUGUGGGAAAGUGGAGUCGUGUAUGCUGAUUUUGCCGUGCAGGCACCUGUGUCUCUGUACUGUUUGUGGGUCUACCCUACACACUUGUCCUGUCUGUAAAUCCUACAAGACUGCUAGUGUCCAUGUUAACAUGUCCUAAAUGUAGAAAUUAAUUAGGACCUUGAUCAACCCCACAAAAAAGACCUAUAUUUCACAAGAUGGAAAAGUUAAAAUUCCAAAAUAUGUCCAUUUUUUAUUGUCUAUAUGCUUUUUGUUUUACUCUUAUUUUGUUUUGCACAUAUAUAUAA
Molecule: messenger RNA, 1486 nt
Organism: Gastrolobium bilobum
Lineage: Eukaryota; Viridiplantae; Streptophyta; Magnoliopsida; Fabales; Fabaceae
Product: probable BOI-related E3 ubiquitin-protein ligase 3
Exons: 3
Coding region: 250-1338 (362 amino acids)
Biological process (GO): regulation of programmed cell death
Molecular function (GO): ubiquitin-protein transferase activity
Source: RefSeq, a predicted model, not a curated record